AUGAUGCGACCAGCCUUCCAGCAGGUCGCGGCCAUACCGCGCCGCGCCAUGCCGACAGCAAGACAAAAUGCUUGGGAGGCAGUAUGGAGGAGGCAGUUCACGUCGCCUAGACGCCCGCUCACGACAACGCCCUCGCGCGCUGGAGGAACGAGGACGGGCGCAUCACAGUCCACGACUCGUCGCGCCCAAAUAAACAGCUGGAGUUGGAUUGCAGCUCGUUUGCAGACCGUGUCCCGAGCCUCGCGCCGGACAUUUCGUUUUUCCGCCAGACAGAGGAAUACUGCGGACGGGAAACCCGCCCAGGAAUCGCUGUCACUAAGUCAGAGGCUGAAGAAACUUUCCAAGGAGUACGGUUGGUCGGCGGUGGGAGUGUAUCUGGCCUUGAGCGUCCUUGACUUUCCCUUCUGCUUUUUGCUCGUCCGGGUUGUUGGCACAGACAGAAUUGGCCAGCUCGAGCAUUGGGUAACAUCCCAUAUCAAGCAAAUCAUACCUGAGUCGGUCAAGACUUGGUGGCAUGAGUACAGAGCGGCGCUUACCAAGGCCGAGACUCAGCAGCUUGGCAGCAACGAUGUCAGCGAGGCUGUCGAAAUGGCAGGCUGGGGAGUGGAAGAAGCCCAGGAGCGCAACCGGGCAGAAGCCAGUAAGUUCAUGCACCUCGUCCCCUUGAUGCUUUGA
This is a messenger RNA of Colletotrichum siamense, 675 nucleotides long. RefSeq lists its product as uncharacterized. The coding region runs from base 1 to 675 and encodes 224 amino acids. The record is from RefSeq and is a predicted model, not a curated record. Lineage: Eukaryota; Fungi; Ascomycota; Sordariomycetes; Glomerellales; Glomerellaceae. Gene Ontology annotation, cellular component: mitochondrion. The transcript has 2 exons.